CGGAUCUUGCUUUUGACCAUUUAGCUCUGAUGUGGGGCGAUCACUGAACUUUCCCCGCAAAACUAACUGAGACUGAGAUGCUCUGAAGCUUUGUAAAUAGCCUAAAAUGCUGACCCCAUCCGUACGGUGAAAGGAUCGGGCUCAACGCAGGAAACCAAAGGCAGGAGUUGUCCGAUCUGGAGCAGUCAUGGUGGUGGAGCAGGACAGGACGCUGCUCGCCGCGAGGCAAGGGGACGUGCAGACUCUGAAAGUGCAAUUAGCGGCUAAAGCGCUCACCAGUGACGUCAAGGAUGUGCUGGGAGCUUCACCGGUCCACCACGCAGCCCGGGCCGGGAAACUAACAUGCCUGCGUUUCCUGGUGGAGGAGGCAGGACUGCCGGGCAACUCGCUGGCGAACAACGGGGCAAGCCCGGCGCAUGACGCAGCAGCCACCGGCAACCUGACCUGCUUACAGUGGCUGCUGACCCAGGGUGGAUGUCGGCCAGAGCACAGGGACUGUUCUGGUGCCACCGUUCUCCACCUUGCAUCCCGCUUCAGUCACCAUGAGAUCACUGACUGGCUGCUGAAGUGUGGUGAGGUUGACCCCGGGGCCUCCACCGACACAGGCGCCCUACCUGUUCACUAUGCUGCUGCCAAGGGAGACCUGCCCUCUCUCCGACUGUUACUGGGGCACAGCCCAAACUUUGUCAACUCCCAAACUAAGAAUGGUGCCACUCCGCUCUACCUAGCCUGCCAGGAGGGACAUUUGGAGGUCGUCCAAUACCUGGUCAAGGAUUGUGGGGCGGAUCCGAGCAUGAGAGCCAAUGAUGGGAUGACACCUCUGCAUGCGGCUGCCCAGAUGGGCCACAACACUGUCAUCGUCUGGCUGACGAGUUUCACAGAGAUCAGCCUGACAGACCGGGAUAGUGACGGGGCUACGGCCAUGCACUUUGCAGCCAGUCGCGGCCACACCAAGGUGCUCAGCUGGCUUCUGCUGCACGGCGGAGAGAUUGUCACUGACAACUGGGGAGGGACCCCACUUCACGACGCUGCAGAGAACGGGGAACUAGAGUGCUGUCAGAUCCUUGUGGUCAAUGGUGUGGACCUGGGCAUCAGGGACCAGGACGGCUUCACAGCAGCAGACCUGGCCGAAUACAACGGCCACUCCCAGUGUGCCAAGUAUCUGCGCACUGUAGAGAACAUGAGUGUGGAGCACCGUGUUUUGUCUCGGGACCCCUCGGUGGACCUCGAGUACAAGCAGCAGGACUCUGGCCUCUCGUCCCCAAACACCACCAUGCCCCCAGCCAGCCAGGCAGCACAAUUUGAUAUCAGUUCACCAUCCAGCUCCCUGUCCAACUACGACUCAGCCAACUCCAGCCAGUCCAGCACUGGGGAGAAACGGAGCAGCUUAACAACGUCACGAGGCCCACCUGCUCAGCUGAACACAGUCGCACACACAGGUGCAUCAGAGUCAGCCAUUUCAGACAUGCAGGCGUAUAUGGACAUGCUAAAUCCAGACAUUGGCUCUGACUUGCUCAAGAAGAAUGAGAUACCUGCUGAUGCCCCCUCCAAGCUCCCGCCACCACCAACCUAUCCACCCCCACCUCCCCCACAGUCUCCCCCGGAGCCCCCGCCACCCCCAAGCUACCCAGCACCACAGCCCCCUCAGGAGCCGUUGUCAGCUGAGUUCUUGAAGGUGAAAAGCAACUUAAGGCACGUGGAAAACAGCACUGGCAAUAUGGAGGUAAGACGUGGUAAGCUCCUGCUUGAGCAAAAGAUGAAUCCUGGAGAAGCCCACGACAAACUACGGCGUGUGGAUUCAAACAGGAGGUCAAGGAGCUUCAGCAAGCAGCCCAGCACUGGGGACUACUACAAGGACUUGGGCAGCGACACAGCCGAGCCCAGAGGGAGCAAAGGCAUGGCGCCCAACGAGGAGGGCUCCAUGUUAUUGGAGGAGCCUACCGACAACCCUGCCCACAGCUCUGAGAAUGGCACGACAGAGGACUCGGUCGCCCCCCCACUUCCUCCACCUCCGCCCCCUCUUCCCCCAGGCAACCCAACACCAACACCCCCUCCACCUCCUCCAUUGCCCCCAGAGACGCCAAUCUACCAGAAUCAAUCUGCCAUCCGCACCUCCACCAACCAGCGACGCCCAUCUUCCUCAUCAGGAAGCACAAAAUCUUUCAACAUGAUGUCCCCCACUGGCGACAACUCAGAGCUGCUGGCAGAGAUCAAAGCAGGGAAGAGCCUCAAGCCCACACCUCACAGUAAAGGCUACACCACUGUGUUCUCCAACAGCGGACCCACAGGCAACAAUGAAAAUACCGCAUCUCCUCCAGAGACCCGCACAUCUAGCCCACCAGCCAAGCCGCCAUCCCCUCCACCAACCACUACAUCCGUCACUUCCCCACCCACCACCCCUAGUCCCAGCCCCAGUCCAACCGGCUCCGGAUCUGCCAGGACCAUGUCGACCUCUGCAAGCUACGAGCAACUGUCCUCCAACUCUCUGAUCAAUGGGAACGGUGGUGGCGGCAUGGCAGGGGCAGAGUCGGGGCGAAAAUUGAGCCUUGCAGAUGUGGAGGCGUUAGUUCCUACUCACGACGAACAGGGAAAAGCCAUCCCUGAAUGGAAGAGGCAGGUGAUGGUGCGAAAGCUUCAGGUCAAGAUGCAAGAGGAGGAGGAGCACAAGCGCAAGGCUGAGGAGGAGGCUGCACGCCUGGCAUCUAUGCCGGCCUGGAGGAGAGACAUGUUAAAGAAGAAAAUAGACGAAGAGAGGGAACAAAAAAGAAAAUCGGAGCAGCAGGCCAAACAGGCAAAAGAGAUAGAGGAGAAGACGGAGCUUGAGCGACUACGGACCCUAGGCUACGACGAGACCAAGCUGGCCCCCUGGCAGCGGCAGAUCAUUCUGAAGAAAGGGGAUAUAGCCAAACAGUGAACUGGGCCCUCUCAUCCCUCCUCUGCCCUGCAGCCCUCCCCACCCUCACACACCCACUCCAAGGCCUUCACUGAACACCUCACCCUCCCUGAUCCUCCACCUUUCACUGGACAGCGGGGAAGAGCUUCUCUAAACCCUGUCUCACUCUUUGGCCUCCAGAAACACAGAACCAUGCUGAGGUUGCUGCUGUCCACACCGGCUUUGCGGUUCAGCUUGGGUGAAACGCAGCAGCGUGACCCACCACCUCCCAUCAAAAGUCUCAUGGACACAAACUCUUGCUAACAAUAGCUUUGACAUGCACUGAUUCUCCUCGCUUAAGACAUUUGCUAUAAAUGCACGUGUCCUUAGCUAAAUUAAGAUUAUCUGUAGUAUAUAUGUAUUUGCUUUCCUGUAAAUCAAUAGAAGCUAUUUCACAUAGAAGAUUUUCUCAAACGUAGAGGUUUGUGAUGAUCGAAAGGGGCUACUAGUGAGCAUUUUUGCCAUGGGAGAAAAGCCUGUCAUUGCAUGUGUAUUUUCCCUUUAUUAGCCACACUCACCAUUAUGUAAUGAUGUAGCUCCAUAACAGUUGUGUCAUCUAAAGAUGGCAUGGACAUACUCAGCAAAGGCUUAUUAAACCCCGAAGCAGCUUAUGGAUUCUGUAUGUAGACAAUAUCAUCUUUAUCAUGUUAGAUACUUAGUCAUGAGAUUUUUGUAUCAAGCUCAUAGAAGCACUUUCUUAAUGGCUUCAUUUUACUGCCAGAGUUGUAAUCUUAACACUGCUCAAACUAAUCUGUUUCUUUAGAUAAGCUUGUUGUCAUUUUUUUGUGGAUUUGGAACAUUGAUAUAUAUCCUAUUUAAAAUAAUGUAAAGAGUAUGUAGCUGUACAAAUUGAAUUUUAUUAAUUAUCACCGGAAAAAGCUGCAAUGUUCCAAUUAAAUUUUUCUAUAUGUGACCUAAAUGUUAUGCUGUUAUGUGAUCAUGAAUGUGAAAUGUGUUGCAUAAUGUGUUUCAAGCAUAUUUUGAUGUUUUACUGACCCCAGGACCCUGGGUUUUGAGGGCAAAACAAAACAAAAACAAAGACACAGAACAUGGCUUUUUUUAAGACAUAAAAAAAGCAGAAUGUGCACAUGCAGAGCACCGUCUUACCAGACAUCUCAUCCGCUCACUGAAUAUUGCAAAAGUAGGGAAUAUACGUCAGUUUGUCCUGUGUCCUGUUCCAGCCUUUGUCCUACUAACCUAUAUGAUAAAUCUUUGAUCAACUGAUCUGCUUACAGAAUGCAGAGUGCUGUCUGUCUGCAAGAAACAGCCGUAACAUAAAAAAUGUACUGUUCUUUAGAUAAUGCCUGCUGUGCAUUAGUAGUCUACAGCCGCUAGUGUGAAAGGUCCAGUUUUAAUACUGGACCUGAAGUCUUUUGCUCAAAUAUCUGAUUAUAAAUAAGGUGAACAGGACUUAUACAAUGUUUUGAAUAAUUCAUUAUAACAUACGGGCAUAUCGUUUUUACAUGACAGAACUGACACAAAGGGCAGGUUGAUUAUUAAUACAGAUUAUUUAAACAUUCCCUGCCAGUUCCAGGUUGUCAAGCAUUCCUAGGAUUAACACUUUUGCUGGGCGCGGGUUCAUCUAUGUGGGGCUACAUAUGGAAGUGUGGGUUUUUGGCAGAACUGAGGAGACACAUUUUAAGCAGAGCAUGAAUCUGUGCACAGACAUUUAAGAGUAACUGAACCUCUCACUCAUGCUGGACGUCUCUUGCUGAGCGUGACAUUAGUAUUCCCCACAUGAUAGAAAAUAUUCUCUUGUUUACUACAUUUAUGUUGGGUGUGUAUUUUUACAAAUGUAGGGAGCGUAGGCCUACUUAUCAUGUCAUCAUGAAAGACAUGGUCCUGGUUGGGGAAUCAUUUGAAAAUAAUCUAACUCACUGUCAUCGGAUGCCAUAUGAUGUUGAAAUUGAAAAUGAUGUAAACGUCAUUGCCAUUUGAUUUUCUAUAUAUAUAUAUUUCAACUCUGUAUAUAGUGACCCUCUCAGAAUUUUAUUGUUUCCAUAUUGCAUUAAAUUACAUGUCUCAGCCUUGCUUGAAUAGAAUGUUGGCUAAUUCAUGUAUAUUUUCAGACUGUUAACAAUGAAGACAAUAAAUCUUUAAUCAACAAACAGUG
Messenger RNA from Micropterus salmoides (largemouth bass), 5045 nucleotides. RefSeq names its product espin (gene espn). Bases 188 to 2914 code for a protein of 908 amino acids. Gene Ontology annotation, molecular function: actin filament binding. The record is from RefSeq and is a predicted model, not a curated record. Lineage: Eukaryota; Metazoa; Chordata; Actinopteri; Centrarchiformes; Centrarchidae. Gene Ontology annotation, cellular component: cytoplasm. Gene Ontology annotation, biological process: actin filament bundle assembly. The transcript is spliced from 14 exons.